Molecule: messenger RNA, 1071 nt
Organism: Colletotrichum acutatum
Lineage: Eukaryota; Fungi; Ascomycota; Sordariomycetes; Glomerellales; Glomerellaceae
Product: NAD dependent epimerase/dehydratase
Exons: 1
Coding region: 1-1071 (356 amino acids)
Molecular function (GO): oxidoreductase activity, acting on the CH-OH group of donors, NAD or NADP as acceptor
Source: RefSeq, a predicted model, not a curated record
AUGACUCUUCGCGUCCUGCUGACCGGCGCAAACGGCUUCAUAGCCCAACACAUCCUCGCCCAGUUCCUCGCAGCAGGCCACUCCGUCCGCGCCGUCGUCCGCUCUCAGUCCUCCGUCGACCAGCUCCAAAAGACCUUCGCCUCCUACCCCUCCACGCAGCUCGACUUCGCCCUGGUGCCCGACAUCGCCGCCUCGGGUGCGUUUGACACCGUCCUCGUCUCCGACCAUGCGCCCUUCGAUGUCGUCCUCCACACGGCCUCGCCCUUCAACUUCCGCAAAGGCAACUCAAACGCCGACUUCCUCGACCCGGCCGUCAAGGGAACGACCGAGAUCUUGCACGGCGUGGUGCGCAAGGCACCGACCGUGAAGCGGGUCAUCGUCACGAGCUCGAUGGCCGCCGUGAUCGACAUUACCGCACCCCCCAUCUCCGACCCUCCUAAGAUUUACAGCGAGAAGGAUUGGCUCGGCGUCUCGAGGGAGGACGCAGAGGCGUCAACGCACCCGGCGAUACCCUACGUCGCCAGCAAGAAAUUCGCAGAAAAGGCGGCGUGGGCCUUCCUCUCCUCCGAACCGAAACCCGCCUUCGACCUCGUCACGAUCUGCCCGCCCAUCGUCUACGGACCCCUCUACGACGUCUCGGCGACGGCCUCCCCGCAGAACCUCAACGAGAGCAACCAUAUGCUCUACCAGAGCCUCUGCGGGCCGUCACUCACCAAGGAAUCGCCGGUCCCGCCCGAGAUACUGCACCUGUACGUCGACGUGCGGGACGUGGCGCGAGCGCACCUGCUGGCGGCGACGACGCCCGAGGCGGGCGGGAAGAGGUUCCUGGUGAGUCCCGGGGGCGUGUCGAAUCAGCGGCUGGCGAAUAUUUUAAGGGAGAAGCUACCGCAGUGGGAGGGGCGGAUACCAAAGGGGGACCCAGCUAAGGAGGCUCUAGCGGAGGGCAUGUUUGGGGUUGAUGCGUCGUUGGCGGAGAAGGUUCUUGGGAUGGAGUAUAGAAUGUUGGAGGAUACCAUUGGGGAUACUGCUGUGCAAUUUGUCGAGCUUGAGAAUCGGGCAAAGACUGCUUGA